Canariomyces notabilis is the source of this 2987-nucleotide messenger RNA. RefSeq lists its product as uncharacterized. The record is from RefSeq and is a predicted model, not a curated record. The transcript has a single exon. Bases 110 to 2803 code for a protein of 897 amino acids. NCBI's taxonomy places the organism in Eukaryota, Fungi, Ascomycota, Sordariomycetes, Sordariales, Chaetomiaceae.
CACCUCCAGUUUACCUACUGUACCUCCCGACAGUACUGUGCCUUCCUUACUUCGCAUCGAUCUCCUUGCAAAGUGACUUGAACCACUCACUCAUUUUUAACAAAACAGAAUGAAAUCAUCCGGGUUUUCCAGUUGCAUUCCAAAGACGAUAGCCGAGACCAUGGAGAAUGCAAGCAAGCCAAACUCCUGGAGAAACCCUCGGACCGACCCUAAAGUCCUCUUCGGGCCCUUCGUCAACUCUCCCGCAACGCAGAUGUUUCUAGAGUCAUUCAAGACGGGUUUCGUUCGGUGGUGUGUUUCCGCGCUUAUAGACCGCUUCCUCACAACCCCUUACAAGCUCGAAGCUGUCUUGGUUCUUUUCUACGGCAAGCUGUUUGGCCGAGACAAAAACCUCACGAUAUCCCAGUCAUUUUUAACUAUUGCUCAAGCCUCGUUCAUUUUUAUUCCAUGGGUCUGGCUUUUCGACUUCUCCCAAGGGCGGGAGGCCCGCGAUUACUGCACGGUGUUGUCUCUGAUCUUUGGGGGUGUUCAUCGGCCCAUUGUCAGCUACAUGGCCUUCCGGAACACGGACGAGGAAAAUCUUGGUGAUUUCGUGAAGGGAGUCGUACCUACCGCAUCCUUCAUCGCCAUCGACAUUGUGUUUCUGGUUCUGCGAGCAGUCUGGCGCCAUUUCAGGUUCAUGUUCGGUUUCAUUACCGCAGGGACUGUGAUCUGGUGGUCAUUAGGGGCCGUUUCCGGUGUUCUACCGGCGUUUGAUCCUCGACAGAUUGUGAGGCGUGGGAUAUGGGGCCUUUCAUCUGGAGCAGCAAGAUUGGGUUUCCGAAUUUACGAUAUAGUGGUCGGCGGUACGCGAAACGCCAACAGCGCCAUCGAGGCCUGGGAGAUGCGGCGGGCAGCUUCGAAAAUGUCAGCUCUGCCCGAGUAUGCUUAUUCACCUCUGGAUGCGGCAAAUCAUGAGUUCCGCAUCUUGCGACUACGGCGCAGGACGUUGCGAGCUGAGCUGGUUUGCGACUUCAUCCAAGUACCCGUGGAUGAAGCUCCACCGUUUGAGGCCAUCUCAUACGCCUGGGGCGGAGAACAGUUGACUGAAGCCAUCAUGGUAGACGGCAAACGGCUUACCGUUACCCCGACGGUGCUAAAACUACUAUGGUAUAGGCGAUCUUUCUUCAGCGAGGCCUAUCUCUGGAUUGACGCCCUUUGUAUUGAUCAGCGCAACCAGGUCGAGAAGGAGGACCAGAUCCCACUCAUGCGAGAUAUCUACAAGAGAGCGUCCCGUACCCUUGUCUGGUUGGCCCAUCCAUGUGACGCGCCCCGUGCUCACAAAGCACGGGGCCUUUCCAUGAAUAUUAUCUCUUUGGGGACAAGAAUGGAGUCAGGCGCCUUGUCGGCUGAUCAGGUUCUCUACAUGCUCAGCAGCGAUUCCGGCAUGCCAACGCUGGCGUCCCUGCUUUCCCGGACCUUCUUUGAGAGGCUAUGGGUGGUACAGGAGAUUGCCCUGGCCAAAAAGGUGCAUGUCCUGUACGGGGACAUUACGGUGGAGUGGGACAACCUUGCCACCGUCGCCAAAUUUUUGGGUGACCCGCGGCUGAUGGGCAGCCUGAGAGGUGGUGACGGCAGCCUGAAAGGGGUUGACGAGUGGCCAUUGCGUAUGGAGGAAAUGAUGAGGGCUAUACGGAACGUCGCAAACAUUGUCAGCAUCAACAUGCUGCGCCGGGCUCAGGUUUACGACAUGCUGCUGCUGAGCCUCAGCCAGGCCAUGGCUUACGCCCUGUCAAAUUUCCGGACAACAAUACCACACGACAGGAUCUUCGGUGCUCUCAGCCUCGUGUCGGAUGGCGCUGUCUUGGUUGGCCGCCCAAACUAUGAAGAACCUGUACGCGACCUAUACACUCGUGUCGCCCGACGAAUUAUCGACUGCGACUCAUCGUUUUCUGUUCUUGAGCUUGCCGGAACCGGGUACGGGAAGCGCAUUGAUGGACUUCCUUCCUGGGUUCCAGACUUGACCAGGGGGAAUCAAGGAAAGCGUGUCUCGUUGUCAGCCUCGUCCUUCUUCAGGAAUCGCCGCGUUUCCCCCAACUCUGUACCAGCCGACUCGUCCUUGGAUUACAACGGCAGCUUCACGCUCGAUAUGGAAUUACGGAUUGAGGGCAUCGUAUUUGACGCGAUAAGCCAUAUUCAGGAUGCAACUUGCAUGUCACUAGCGCUAUACAGCGACUUUGGACUCAGCGAUGAUACCGCAGACGACUUCAUCGACCAGCUCUGCAACUGGUAUGAGGAAGCACGAGCUCUUGCAUCAAACGACAGCAAGACUCGCAGUCUCUACGGAUCUAGACUGCAAGCAGAGUUCUUCAACGCUCUCAUGAGCUGUGCGGCAUACAGUAACUCAGUCGGCAGUGGACUGACGGUUGACUUGCUCGAAAAUGCUCUACAGGCAGCUAAACAGUCAUACCAGGACCCGUCGUUCAACUACAGUCUUCACUUAAAGAAGCUCCAAAGCGAGAGGGGCCUCAGUGAGGCAGAAGUGCACGCUUUGCUGUCGGGCUUUAACCAGGUCUUGUCCGCAAUGGGCGAAUCCGCUGGAGGCAAGCGGUUCGCGACUCUAGCAUCAGGACGGAUGGCUCUGGUGCCCCCGGGAUCACGACCUGGCGAUACCAUCUGUUACAUCCGGGAUACGUCUGUUCCGUUUGUGAUCAGACCGGCUGCAGGCAAGGGUUAUUAUGAGCUUGUUGGAAGUUGCUAUGUGCAUGGAGUCGAAGAUGAAUGUACGAAGGAUGAGGGCUGGGAGGGUAUGACUCUUGUUUGAGCUUACUAGGGACGGACCGAUCAAAGGCACUGCAAUUGCCUUAGUUUGUGGAGAUAGAGAGGUACCCUGGCUGUCAGGAGUAGGAGUACCUGUCAGGAUAUGAGACAUAUGGCGGAGAUAGUCCCAUACAUAGUAUAACCAAAGUACUAUAGAACUCUCAUGGAAAUUCAAGACGCUCAAAGAG